This is a messenger RNA of Anopheles aquasalis, 1275 nucleotides long. RefSeq lists its product as uncharacterized. Lineage: Eukaryota; Metazoa; Arthropoda; Insecta; Diptera; Culicidae. The record is from RefSeq and is a predicted model, not a curated record.
GAAACUCUCAGAAUGAACAGAUCGCAAACUGUCGCUUUAGGACUGCUGAUCGCUGUGAUCGGCACCACACCUUUGGAUGUGAACGCCUUCUUCUUUCCACCACCCGGGAUUCAACGACAACCAACCGCCAUUGUAAACCAACCGUCGGCCACUGCUGCAACGACAACGCCAACCCAACAAUCGAACGUCACGCUUGCGCUUGGCAAUCGGGUCAACACGGAUACCGCCCUAACGGACUACGGAACGCGCGUGAACGGUCUCGGGAUCAAUGUGAACCGUCGGCGUCGUCGUGAUAUCUGGAACAUCGAGUCCAAUCCAGUGCUGGCGGGGCUGGCAACCAACAAUCCCGUGAAUGGUUCCUACAUUGCCAUCGGCAACCAGGUGUUCACUCUGCCCAACAAUCUUUCCAACGUUUCGCUCAACAUUGCAGCCGGCAGCAGCAGCAGCAGCGGCCAAACAGUACCACCCAGCAUCUCCAACUUCCUCCCAACGAUACCAGCCAACUAUACGCAGGCCUUCGAAACGCUGGUGACUCAGUUCCAAACCCAACCCCUGGACGCAAUGGACAGCUUGGUACAGACUCUUUCGGACACGUACACCAACACCUUCCAUGGGCUGUUCACGGAAGCGGGACUGAAGGGCCUUAACGAGACGCUCGAACACGCUCGAUCGGUGAUCGAGACCGGCAUAGAAUCCCUCGUCGACCAGGGAGCCCAUGGUUUCGAGCAGGUCAUCGCCAGCUUCAACAUUUCGAGUGCUCGCGUCCAGCAGUGCGUCGGUCCCGAUCUCACACCCACCACCAUUGGUCGGCGUGUCGUUGGAAAGGGGACGGACUGUGUGAACAGGAAGUGGCGCCAACUGUCCGACAUCGGUGGUCGAAUUGCCGGCGAUAUUCUGGCUGCCGAUCGUGGUGCUUCGGAUUUUCUCAGGAAUCUAACCACCUGCAAUGGGGCCAACUUUAACGCGGCAGAUGCAUCCGGUGGAGGUGCCGGCACUCGGAGCGCUCUCCGCCGUCAGUGCUACGUCCGGACGAUGGGUAACUUUCCCCAGUCGCUCCUCUUCCUGCCCGUCAGUCUGACCAUCGAGGGAGGAAAACUGUAUGCCGCCCUGUCCAGCCUCCAGUCGGACGUGGCGCUCUGUGCCGGCGAGAUGGGGCUCGAGAUCGGUCUAGUGACGGUUCAGGUUAGCUCCAAGAUUGCAUUCUGUCAGGUAGCGGCAGUCCAGCCGUAGAAAGUUCACCCCCGCCGCAGGUAAUAAAUUCGGAACAACAUUGGC